AUGGAUGAAUAUAUAACAGUAACAAUCGCUUAUACUCUCAAUAGUCGAAUCGCGAUUUGAUCAAAGCUAUAGAUUGUAUUCCAGUCCCAGAUAUUACAGUAUCUUCGCUAUCUUAACAAUCAGCAAGAUAGACCAAAAAAGAGAGUUCCUUAACAAAAGAUUAAGUCAUGAAAAUCUUGAAAAAGACCCAAAACCAAGAAUAAACUGCUAUCUAACCAAGAGCAAAUUUAUACCUGAAUGCUUUUAAUUAAUUUGAUCCUCAAGAAAUCAUAAAUAAAGAGAAGAUUAAUAAGAAUACAUAAUAAAAGAAUCUACUUCAUUAAAUUUCUUAAUUAUAAUAGUAAGUUGAACAUUAAAGAUAGGAAAUCGAAUCUUAAAUAAAUUAAAUAGCACUUUUAAAUAAACAGACAAACCAUUUAACAAAUGAAAUUUAGGAAAAGAAUCUCUAAUUAUAAAUGAAUGCUUAAACUAUUUAAUAAUUACAUACAAUUAAUAUUCAAUAACAAUAGAUUAUAGAAAAUUUGUCACUAGAAAACGAGUAUAAAAAAAAAUUCAAUAAAUUAUGUCAUUAAAAAGAGUCAGAAUCUAUUACUGAAUUAAAAUCCAAAAUAUAAAAUCUUGAAUCUGAAAUCAAUAAAACUAGAGCUACAUUCACUUUAUUUUCUCCAAAGAAUGAAACAUUUUAAUCUGAUUCUUAAUCUUUAAAAAAUAAAACAUUUGAUCCUGAAUUAUUAAGUGAAGAUGAAACAUUGACUAUGUUAUUAACUUUACUUAAUAGAGUAUCAAAAAGUUUUAGGAUGACAGCAAUCUUACAAAAAAAUGCAGAUUUUAAAAAAUUAAUUAAAUUCAAAAGAAACUAACCAAGUCUUAAUAGAUUAUCUAUAGCUUAAAAUAAUAAAUCUGUGGAACGUCAGUCAUCCUGUAAUUAAGAAUAUUUUAACAAAUUGAUAAAAAAUUAAGGAAUAAAAUUUAAUUGA
This is a messenger RNA of Paramecium primaurelia, 977 nucleotides long. The record is from the annotation of a GenBank genome assembly. Lineage: Eukaryota; Ciliophora; Oligohymenophorea; Peniculida; Parameciidae.